Molecule: messenger RNA, 906 nt
Organism: Ramularia collo-cygni
Lineage: Eukaryota; Fungi; Ascomycota; Dothideomycetes; Mycosphaerellales; Mycosphaerellaceae
Product: related to cyclin
Exons: 2
Coding region: 1-906 (301 amino acids)
Biological process (GO): regulation of transcription by RNA polymerase II
Cellular component (GO): nucleus
Molecular function (GO): cyclin-dependent protein serine/threonine kinase regulator activity
Source: RefSeq, a predicted model, not a curated record
AUGGCGCCCAUCACAGAUCUAUCACAUCUCCUGAAUCCUCUCGUCACACCCGCGCAGCUAGAAACGUGUUCGAGUCAACUCGAUGGCGUACCAAGAGACCUGGAAGCUUCUAUCUGUUUUGAAACAUCACGCCUCAUCCAAGCCGCCGGGAUCUUACUCCAUCUGCCCCAAGAAAUCAUCGCGCAAGCGAUUGUGAUUCUACAGAGAUUCUGGUCUGGUCCAGAUGGCGGUAGCAUGUUGGAUUACGACUCCAAGGACGUGGCCGCAGCAGCCAUGUAUCUCACAGCGAAACCUUCGGCCCAACCCGUCAGUCCCAGACAGCUUCUCACGUCAUUCGCGUUUCUGUCCAGUCUCGCUCCGGGCGAACUUGCUAGAUCCGACGCAGACGGGAAGUUGGGCGCCGAGUGGCAGUUCUCGGAGGGAGACUAUGAACGGGCACGAGAUCGGUUGUACGCGAUUGAAGCUCAGAUCCUGCGGACUCUAGGAUUUCAAACACAUGUUGCUCUGCCGCAGCCACUUUGCAUCAACUAUUUGCAGACACUGGAUGCUUUCGGAUCUCCUGAGGAGGGCUCAGCUGUGGCGAAGCGAGCGUUUGAGCAUCUCAACAGCGCGCUUUUGAGUCCACAAAUGGUAUUUUUGACUCAUCAGCCGCACGCGUUGGCUGUUAGCGCCAUAUAUCUUGCAGCAAGGGAGGUAGAAGUCAAGCUCCCAGGGGUGGAAUGGUGGGAGGUGUUUGAUGUGGAUCGGGAGGAACUCGGGUUCCUGGUGGUGGCGCUCAGGAGUGUUGAGGGGUUUGCUGCGGAGGAGAAACAGAAGUGGGGUCAGAGGAAAGUGCCCGUCACUGUGGAGAAUCUGCGGGAUGAGAUUGAGCGGGCGAGAAUGCUGGAAGCUGGAGCGGAUGCAUGA